This is a messenger RNA of Alligator sinensis (Chinese alligator), 9615 nucleotides long. RefSeq names its product laminin subunit alpha 2 (gene LAMA2). The record is from RefSeq and is a predicted model, not a curated record. Gene Ontology annotation, biological process: regulation of cell migration; regulation of cell adhesion; axon guidance. The transcript is spliced from 66 exons. Gene Ontology annotation, molecular function: extracellular matrix structural constituent; signaling receptor binding. Gene Ontology annotation, cellular component: basement membrane. NCBI's taxonomy places the organism in Eukaryota, Metazoa, Chordata, Crocodylia, Alligatoridae. The coding region runs from base 1 to 9519 and encodes 3172 amino acids.
AUGCCGGCUUGCGUGGCCGUAAUUGCGGCUGCAGCUGCUGCUGCGGUCUCGGCUCCGAUGCCGCCGUCUCUCCCGGAGUCCUUCAGUAUAGGAGCCUUAUGCUUACAAGACAACCUUUCUGACUUUUUAAAGAACUCUGUCAGCUUAUUUCCAGCAGUGUUGAAUUUGGCUACUAGUGCUGUCAUCACAACCAAUGCUACCUGUGGUGAAAAAGAACCUGAAAUGUAUUGCAAACUGGUUGAACAUGUAUCUGGACAACCAGCAAGAAACCCCCAGUGUCGUAUUUGUCAUCAGGACAGUAAAAUUUCACAUCAUCGACAUCCAAUAUCUAAUGCAAUUGAUGGCAAGAACACUUGGUGGCAGAGUCCUAGUAUCCAGAAUGGGAUAGAAUAUCAUUAUGUGACCAUUACAUUGGAUCUCAAACAGGUGUUCCAGAUUGCAUAUGUUAUCGUGAAAGCAGCGAAUUCACCACGACCUGGGAACUGGAUUUUGGAACGUUCACUUGAUGGUGUUGACUACCAGCCAUGGCAGUAUUAUGCUAUCACGGACACAGAAUGCCUGACGCGCUACAAUAUCCAUCCCCGUCCUGGGCCUCCAUCCUAUGUAAAAGAUGAUGAAGUUAUAUGCACUUCAUAUUACUCUAAGGUUCACCCAUUAGAGAAUGGAGAGAUUCACACAUCACUGAUCAAUGGACGGCCUAGCGCUGAUGAUCCUUCCCCAGUACUGCUGGAAUUCACUUCAGCGCGUUUUAUUCGUUUGAGGUUUCAGAGGAUACGAACACUGAAUGCUGAUUUAAUGAUGUUCGCUUACAAAGAUCCCACUGAAAUAGACCCCAUAGUUACGAGGAGGUAUUAUUAUUCCAUAAAAGAUAUAUCAGUUGGAGGCAUGUGUAUCUGCUCUGGCCAUGCAAGGGCUUGUCCGUUGGAUCCAGAAACAAAUGAAUCCAUUUGUGAAUGUGAGCACAACACAUGUGGAAAGACCUGUGACCAGUGCUGUCCCGGUUUCAAUCAAAAACCUUGGCAUGCUGGGACUUUCCUGGCCAAACAUGAGUGUGAACCAUGCAAUUGUCAUGGGAAGACAAAAGAAUGUUACUAUAAUCAGACUAUUGCAGACAGAAAUCAGAGUUUGAAUGUCUAUGGAGAAUACAUUGGGGGUGGAGUAUGCAUUAAUUGCGCAAGUCACACUGCAGGCAUAAACUGCGAGACCUGCAUUGAUGGCUACUUCAGGCCAAAAGAGGUAUUACCAAGUGACCAUAAUCCAUGUCAGCCAUGUUCCUGUGAUCCAAAUGGUUCUUUACAUGCUACUUGUAUCAAGGAUGAAAAACAUGCAGAAGGAGCCUUGCUUCCAGGAUUCUGCCACUGCAAGCCUGGCCAUUCAGGCAAGAGCUGCAAUCAAUGUGACUUGGGUUUCAAGGGGUAUCCUAACUGCACACCCUGCAGCUGCUCUGUGAAAGGCAGCUUAAAUGAAGAUCCUUGUGUAGGCCUCUGCAUCUGCAAGGAACACGUUGAAGGAGAAAACUGUGACCGUUGCAAAUCGGGUUUCUUCAACCUGCAGCAAAAUAAUCCCAGAGGCUGUGAGGAGUGUUUCUGUUCAGGGAAAAUGAAUACCUGUGUAGACUCUCACUGGAUCUACAGCACUGUAAAGGACAUGAGUGGCUGGCAUCUGACUGACUUGUCUGGUCUUAUUAAAGUUACACCUCAGCAGGACAGCUUUGAUGGACCUCAGCAGCUUAGCAUUGGUAAUGUGGCUGCCAGAAAAGUACUGCCACUGAUUUAUUACUGGAGUGCACCCAGUCCUUAUUUGGGUAACAAAAUAACAGCUGCUGGUGGGCAUCUGAAAUUUACCAUUUCCUAUAGCCUCUCAGGGCAGGAAGAACCACUUCAAACAAUACUUCACUCUGAUGUCAUAAUAGAGGGAAGUGGCUUUAGAAUCAGCACUCCAACAGAUGGGAUUCACCUGCAGCCAUUUGAGGAGCACACAGAAGAAAUUGUUCUGAAACCAGACUCAUUUACCGUGUAUGGUACUGACAUUCCAGUCAGCAAAAGGGAAUUCAUGACCGUGCUGGCAAAUGUAAAGAGGCUUCUAAUAAGAGCCACGUACAGCCAUGGGAUGAAUGCCAUCUACAGGUUGAGUGGGGUCAGUCUGGAAGCUGCUGAUCGUUAUUCAACUGGCAGGAAUGUGGCAACUGCUGUGGAGGUUUGUCAGUGUCCCCCAGGGUAUGGAGGCACCUCUUGUGAAUCUUGCUGGCCUAGGCAUCGGCGAAUAAACGGCACUAUUUUUGGUGGGAUCUGUGAGCCGUGCACAUGUUUUGACCACACGGAGUUCUGUGAUGAUAUCACUGGAGAAUGCCUGGACUGCAAGCACAACACAGGUGGUCCUUACUGUAACAGAUGUCUUCCUGGUUUCUAUGGAGAUCCUACUAAAGGGACAAUUGAAGACUGCCAGUUGUGUGCCUGUCCAUUAAAUAUACCAUCGAACAACUUUAGCCCAACAUGCCAUUUAGACCAAAGUCAUGGAUUAAUAUGUGAUGAGUGCGCUGCUGGGUAUGCAGGACCACGCUGUGAGAGGUGUGCAGAAGGCUAUUUUGGACAACCUUUAAUACCAGGGGGAUCAUGCCAGCCAUGCCCAUGUAAUGACAACCUUGACUUCUCCGUACCUGGCAGCUGUGACAGCUUGUCUGGAGCUUGCCUGAUAUGUAAGCCAGGUACAGCAGGCCAGUUCUGUGAGAUGUGUGCUGACGGAUAUUUUGGAGAUGCUCUUGAUGCAAGAAACUGUCAACCAUGUCACUGCCACAUCAAUGGUUCAUUCUCAGAGAUCUGCAACUUACAGAGCGGGCAGUGUAAGUGCAAGCCCAAUGUUGUGGGGCAGAAGUGUGAUGGGUGUAAGCCUGGAACAUUUGGCCUGCAGUCACCAAGGGGGUGUGUUCCCUGUAACUGCAAUUCUUUCGGUUCCAAGUCCUUUGACUGCGGUGAAAAUGGACAAUGUCCAUGCCAACCUGGAGUAGCUGGAAAGAAAUGUGACCGCUGCGGUCAUGGAUUUUACAACUUUGAAGAAGGAGGAUGCACUUCUUGCGAAUGUGCCCAUUUUGGCAAUAAUUGUGAUCCAGUCACUGGCCGCUGUGUGUGCCCUCCCAACACCAUAGGAGAGAAGUGUGAUAAAUGUGCACCAAAUUACUGGGGCUAUGACAUUGUCAGUGGGUGCAAGGCCUGUGACUGCAGUGUGAUUGGCUCCCUCAGCUUCCAGUGUAACUUAGAUACAGGCUGCUGCUUUUGCCGCCCAGAGUUUGCCGGGGAAAAGUGCACAGAAUGCAGGUUGGGAUAUUGGAAGUAUCCACAAUGCAUUGCUUGUGAUUGCCUCCUGGCAGGAAUCAAUCCACAGUCCUGUGAUCCAGAGAAGGAGAAAUGUUCCUGCAUGGAUCGUACAGGUCAAUGUAGCUGCAAGGUUAAUGUGGAAGGUGUCCACUGUGACAGGUGCAAGCCUGGUAUGUUUGGACUCUCUGCCAGAAACCCACUUGGCUGCAGCAGCUGCUAUUGCUUUGGCCAGACUACUGAGUGCAGUGAGGCAGAGGGGCUGAUCCGUAUGUGGGUGACCUUGAAAACAGAGCAAAUGGUUCUGCCCCUGGUGGAUGAAAACCUUCAGCAAACAACUGUCAAAGGGGUUGCAUACCAGCAUCCAGAGAUUGUAGCAAACAUUGAACUGGUGAUGCAAGAUCUCCAUUCAGAGCCUGUUUAUUGGAAACUUCCAGAGCAGUUUGAAGGAAAAAAGCUGACUGCUUAUGGAGGAAAGCUGAAAUAUGCAAUCUACUUUGAAGCACGGGAGGAGACAGGUUUUGCUACUUAUAACCCUCAGGUCAUCAUCAGAGGUGGGCCUCGAACAAACACUAGAAUUAUAGUUCGGUAUAUGGCUGCUCCUUUGAUUGGCCAGCUGACCAGGCAUGAGAUAGAUAUGACAGAGCAUGAAUGGAAAUACCAUGGUGAUGAUCCAAGAGUCAGUAGGUCUGUGACCCGUGAGGACUUCAUGAAUGUACUGUAUGAUAUUCAUUACAUUCUUAUUAAGGCUACUCAUGGGAGCAUCAUGAGACAGAGCAGAAUUUCUGAGAUAUCAAUGGAAGUUGCUGAAGAAGGAAGAGUGUCUGGAAUGAGUCCUCAGGCUCACAUGAAUGAGAAAUGUGACUGCCCACUAGGAUAUUCUGGCUUAUCCUGUGAGAUAUGUUCUCCAGGAUUUUAUAGACUUCAUUCAGUAUCUGCUGGCAGGAGACCUAGUGCAUCCCUAGGUACCUGUGUUGUAUGUGAGUGCCAUGGACAUAGUGAUAUGUGUGAUCCUGAAACAUCUAUGUGUCAGAACUGUGAUCCCAGCACUACUGGUGACCAUUGUGAAAGGUGCGCCCUGGGAUUUUAUGGCAAUGUCCAAGGAUCUCCAGAUGACUGCCAGCCUUGUGCUUGUCCUCUGAUCAUUUCCAGUAACAAUUUCAGCCCCUCUUGUAUUGUGGAAGGACACUAUGAUUAUCGGUGCACUGCUUGUCCACAUGGCUAUGAAGGCCAAUAUUGUGAAAGAUGUUCUUCUGGGUAUGCUGGUGACCCCAAAACUCCAGGAGGAUCCUGCCAAGAAUGUGAGUGUGAUCCAUACGGUUCACUGCCUAUCCCCUGUGAUCCGGUCACCGGACAGUGCACUUGCAAACCUGGAUCCACAGGGUGGACCUGUUCAGGCUGCAAGCAUCGGCAUGUGCGUGAUGGCAUGAAGUGUGUUUCUUGUGAUGAUGAAUGCACAGGAGUUCUUCUCAAUGACUUGGAUCAACUAAACCAGAUGGUUAUGAGUGUCAAUCUCAGUGCCCCACUGCCUGCUCCAUAUAAAAUGCUGUAUGGUUUUGAGAACACAACACAGGAAUUAAAGCACUUGUUAUCUCCUCAACGAGCACCAGAGAGACUCCUUCAGUUGGCAGAGAAAAACCUGGAUACCCUUUACACAGAGAUGAACGAACUAUUGACAAGAGCUACCAAGGUGACGGCAGAUGGUGAACAAACCAGGCAGGAUGCUGAGAGGACUAAUGACAGAGCAAAAUCCCUUGAACAGUUCAUCAAGGGUACACUCCAAGCUGCAGAAGCUGUAAAUGAAAAUGCUAUAAAACUGAAUGAGACACUCAGAAUCCAAGACAAGACCCUGGAGAAAAGUCUUCAGAGUCUGCAGAGUGAUAUUGAUAGAAUGAUGGCAGAGCUGCGGAGGAAAGAACUGAAUGUGCAAGAAGGGGUGGCUCAAGAGGAACUAAAAAAUGCAGAAGACCUUUUGAAUAAAGUGAAGAAAUUAUUUGGAGAGCCCAGUGACAAAAAUGAAGAACUCAAGAAAGAAGUCAGAGACAAGCUGGCAGAUUACAGUAACAAAAUUGAAGAUGCUUGGGCCCUGCUGAGAGAAGCUACCAGUAAAAUUAGAGAGGCUGAUCGCUUAUCUGCAAUCAACCUGAGAAACAUGACAAUGGUUGAAAAAAAGAAACAAGCUGCAGAAAAGGGGAAACAUAACAUUGAAAAUACUCUAAAAGAGGGGAAUGACAUCCUUGAUGAAGCCACCAAACUUGCAAGUGAAAUCAACUUAGCUGUAGAGUAUGUUGAAGACAUUGGGAAGAAGAUGCAACCAAUCACUGAUGAGCUGACGAAUAAAAUAGAUGAUCUAGCCAAAGAAAUUAGAGACAAAAUGCUUCGAGAAAAGGUGUUUCAAGCUGAAAGUCAUGCAGCACAGCUGAAUGAAUCAUCUGCUAUACUGGAUGGAAUCCUUGCUGAAGCUAAAAACCUUUCGUUCAAUGCCACCAUAGCUUUCAAUGCUUAUAGCAACAUCAAGGAUUCUAUUGAUGAAGCUGAAAAAGUUGCCCGGGAAGCAAAGGCUCGUGCAAAUGAAGCUGUACAAGUGGCAUCUGGUCCUCAAGGAUCAUUAAAGGAUGGUGCCAAGAGCUCUCUUCAGAAAAGUUUCCGGGUUCUUAAUGAGGCCAAACAGCUAGAAAAUGAUGUUAAAGAAAAUGGAGAAAACUUGAAUAGCAUGAAGAACAGGUUGAGAGAUGCUGAUGAAAGGAACUCUGAUCUCCUGAAAGCAUUGAAUGACACAUUUGGAAAGCUGUCGGCCCUUCCUAAUGAUACGGCUGCAAAAGUGCAAGCGGUCAAAGACAAAGCCAAACAAGCUAAUGACACUGCAAAUGAUGUACUGGCUAGAAUUAAAGACCUUAAUCAGAAUCUCUUGGGAUUAAAGAACAACUACAGCAAACUUGCAGAUGACGUGGCCAAAACAAAUGCUGUUGUGAAAGAUCCCAUUAAGAACAUUGCAGAUGCAGAUGCCACUGUUAAAAAUCUAGAAAAGGAAACAGAUCGGCUCCUGGAUAAGCUCAAGCCAAUCAAAGAACUCCAGGAUAACUUGGGGAAAAACAUCUCUCAGAUAAAAGAACUGAUAAAUCAAGCUCGGAAGCAGGCCAAUUCUAUCAAAGUCUCUGUGUCUUCUGGAGGUGACUGUAUACGCACAUACAGACCAGAAAUAAAGAAAGGAAGCUACAACACUGUUAUUGUCAAUGUGAAGACAGCAGUUGCCGACAACCUCCUUUUUUAUCUUGGAAGUGCCAAAUUUACUGACUUCUUGGCCAUAGAGAUGCGUAAAGGCAAGGUGAACUUCUUGUGGGAUGUGGGUUCUGGCGUUGGACGAGUUGAGUAUCCAGAUCUGACCAUAGAUGAUGGCUUUUGGUACCGAAUUGAAGCCUCUAGGACUGGGAGAAAUGGCACAGUAUCAGUCCGAGCUCUGGAUGGUCCCAAAGCCAGCAUUGUGCCGAACACUGUCAGUGAAAUCUCUCCACCUGGUUAUACUAUUCUGGAUGUAGAUGCAAAUGCCAUGCUGUUUGUUGGUGGGCUAACUGGAAAAAUAAAGAAGUCAGAUGCUGUAAGAAUCACUACCUUCAAUGGCUGUAUGGGUGAAACAUACUUGGACAGCAAGCCCAUAGGACUGUGGAAUUUCAGGGAAACCGAAGGUGACUGUAAAGGAUGUGCUGUCAGCCCACAGGUGGCAGACAGUGAGGGAACAGUUCAGUUCGAUGGAGAUGGUUACGCUAUGGUGAGCCGUCCAAUCCGCUGGAAUCCCAAUGUCUCCAUGGUCAUGUUCAAAUUCAAGACCUUCUCUUCUAGUGCUCUGCUGAUGUACCUUGCCACACAGGACUUGAAAGAUUUCAUGAGUGUAGAGCUCAGUGAUGGGCGCAUAAAAGUUAGCUAUGACCUGGGUUCAGGUACAGCUUCUGCUAUCAGCAACCAAAAGCACAAUGAUGGGAAAUGGAAAUCAUUCACCUUGUCAAGAAUUCAAAAACAAGCCAACAUAUCAAUUGUAGACCUAGACACGAAUCAGGAAGAGACCAUAGCCACUAUUUCAACAGGAAGCCACUUUGGACUUAACUUGAAAGCAGAUGAGAAAAUAUAUUUUGGUGGAUUGCCAACACUGAGAAACCUGAGUAUGAAAGCAAGGCCUGAAGUGAAUUUAAAGAAAUAUUCUGGUUGCCUCAGAGAUAUUGAAAUUUCACGAACACCAUAUAAUAUACUAAGCAGCCCUGAUUUUGUAGGCAUAAUCAAAGGCUGCACACUGGAGAACAUUUACACAGUUAGCUUCCCCAAACCAGGUUUCAUAGAACUGCAGCCUGCCUCGUUUGAUAUGGGUACAGAAAUCAACCUGUCCUUCAGCACCAAGAAUGAGUCUGGGGUCAUCUUGUUUGGUAUGGGUGGGACACCCAUACCUCCAAGGAGAAAACGCAGACAGACUGGGCAGGCCUAUUAUGCAGUGUUCCUGAACAAAGGUCGACUAGAAGUACACAUCUCUACUGGAGCUAGAGAUCCUCGCAGAAUCACCAUCAGACCCGAAUCUGGCAAGUUUCAUGAUGGCAGAGCACACUCCAUCCGGAUAGAAAGAACUGAAGGGAUUUUUGCUGUUCAAGUAGAUGAAGACAAAGGGCAGACUCAGAGGCUUCCUACAGACCAAUCUAUUACUGUUAAAAACCUCUUUGUGGGUGGGACCCCGCCUCACUUCCAGGCAGCGCCUCUCAGGAACAUCCCUCCCUUCGAGGGUUGCAUAUGGAAUCUCGUCAUUAACACUGUCCCCAUGGAUUUCGCUCAGCCUGUGUCCUUUGAAAAUGCAGACAUUGGUCAGUGUCCCACACUAGAACCAGAAGCCAGACCUCCUGAGGAAGAGGGGGAAGAUGGGGGUACUCGCUCAACUGUUUUGAUUCAACCUGAACCAGAUACUAAGAGGAAGACAGAAAGCACAACAAUUCAUCCCACAUUUUCUUCCUCUCCUCCUCCUCCUCCAACGCCACCUCUACCUCCUGCACUUGACUCACUUGCCACUGAAGUGAAGAGCGCCAGCAUUACAACUGAACUUGACAUCAUCACGGAUUCUUGUGCUGCUGAUGUCGAGCCUGCUGUGAUGGAAGGCGGCAAACAGUUUGGUCUUUCAAGGAACAGCCAUAUUGCAGCUGCAUUUGAUGACACCAAAGUGAAGAACAGGCUCACAAUUGAAUUUGAAAUUCAAACAGAAGCCGAAUCAGGCUUGAUUUUUUAUAUGGCCCGGAUCAAUCAUGCCGAUUUUGCAACUGUACAGAUAAAGAAUGGACUGCCUUACUUCAGCUAUGACCUUGGACAUGGAAAUACCAGCACAAUGCUUGCCAAGAGCAUUAAUGAUGGCCAGUGGCACACGAUAAAAAUAGCCCGAAACAAGCAAGAAGGAAUCCUUACAGUAGAUGGUGUUUCAAACAGUACCACCAGCCCCAAGAAGGCCGAUAUCCUGGAUGUUGUAGGAAUGCUGUAUGUUGGAGGAUUGCCCAUUAACUACACAACCAGAAGAAUUGGUCCAGUCGUCUAUAGCAUUGAUGGUUGCAUCAGAAAUUUUAAAAUGACAGAGUCUUCUAUUGACUUGGAUAAUCCAACCUCCAGCUUCAAUGUUGGCAAAUGCUUUACCAGUGCAGAAAAAGGAACAUACUUUGAUGGAACGGGAUUUGCUAAAACAGUUGGAGCUUACAAAGUGGGAAUAGACCUUCGAGUGGAGCUUGAAUUCCGUACAACUCGAAUGAAUGGUGUUCUGCUGGGAAUCAGCAGCCAGAAAAUGGAUGGACUCGGCAUUGAGUUAGUAGAUGGAAAAUUAAUGUUCCAUGUGGAUAAUGGUGCAGGAAGAUUUUCUGCAAUUUAUGAACCUGAUGUACCAGGAAGCUUGUGUGAUGGACAGUGGCACAAGAUUAUUGCAAACAAAAUCAAGCACCGCUUAGAGCUGACUGUAGAUGAGAACCAGGUAGAUGGUAGCAGCCCAAACAGAGCCUCCACAUCAGCAGAAACAAACGAUCCUGUCUUUGUUGGAGGAUAUCCUGAUGGCCUGAACCAGUUUGGGUUGACCACUAAUAUUCGCUUUAAAGGAUGCAUUCGAUCUCUGAAGCUUACUAAGGGCACUGCUAAACCUCAGGAAAUUAACUUCAGCAAAGCCUUGGAGCUCAAGGGUGUCCAGCCUAUGUCAUGCCCUGCCAACUAGCAUAAGAUCAUUCAGGUGAUAUGGGUUGGAUUGCAUAAGUGCCUUAAAUUACUUUAUAUACAUUACUUUCAUAAAUAAACCAUCUUUGUGCAAGCA